CUCCCCCUCUGUCUUUUUCUCUCUCCCUUCCAAUGAUGAUAUUUUUAUUCUGUGGUAUUUGUUAUAGUUUGGCUCCUUUUGUUGUUUCCUGCUCUUCCGCCCAAAUCCAUUGAAUUCGCUACCUACUCGCAGAAACUUCCUCCAAAACCCUAUCGAAUUCCUCAUCGUCCAGCUCUAGAUCCAUCUCUUCUUCGUUUCGGCCUCUGGAUUCUCUGCUUCGAUCCUCGUUUCUUCCAUCUAGGGCUUCCUUUUUUCCGUCGUUGCCUUGAUGAUUUUGUUUGUUCUCAGCUUUGGUUUCGCUUUCGGUCUGCUUAGGUUUUAGUGCGGGAGCUGAAAUUGCCGUACCUUUUUUUUUCUUUUGUGUUUGUUGUUUGUUUUCCUGUUUUUUGAUUGGAAUUUUGCGAUGGAUGGUAAUAAUUGGAGGCCUGCUGCUCAAACUCAAGCUUCAGCUGCAGCUCCAGCUCAAGCUCAAGCUCAAGCUCAAGCUGAGCCACCAACCUCCAUGGACGCGGGCGAUUGGAGGACCCAAUUACAACCUGAUUCACGGCAAAGGAUUGUCAACAAGAUAAUGGAUACUUUAAAGAGGCAUCUUCCCUUUUCGGGCCAAGAUGGGUUGCAUGAAGUGAGGAAAAUUGCUGUCAGGUUUGAGGAAAAGAUAUAUUCUGCAGCGAUAGACCAGUCUGAUUAUCUGAGGAAAAUAUCUCUGAAGAUGUUGAUGAUGGAGUCAAAGUCUCAGAAUGCAAUACCAACGAAUGCUCUUGGUAGGGGCAAAAAUCCUGCAUCUCAUGGUAUGCAACCGCAAGUGCACACCCAAGGGGAGUUGCUUCCUAUUCCUGGGAUGAAAUUUUAUGAAGAAGAUCCAUGCUUGCAUGACCUAGUCUCCUAUGCCAUAGCCAACAAUUUUCAUUAGUGACAACUAAACACUUAAUGUUUCAAUUUGUGAUAUCAUCAAACUCAAUUGUAUAUAUGUUUGAUUCACGCUUUCCUAUGAGAAUGGUAUUUCUAUUUAAAUCAUUUAUUAAGCAUUUUGUGGAUUGGAUCUCAGUUUUUGACUUCUUCUGAUUGUUCCUCUUAUUUUUGAUUCUUUUAUCCUGAAUAGCAUCUCAUGGUAUGCAAUCGCAAGUGCACACCCAAGGGUAGUCGCUUUCUAUUCCUUGGAUGAAAUUUUAUGAAGAAGAUCCAUGCUUGCAUGACCUAGUCUCCUAUGCCAUAGCCAACAAUUUUCAUUAGUGACAACUAAACACUUAAUGUUUCAAUUUGUAAUAUCAUCAAACUCAAUUGUAUAUAUGUUAGAUUUACGCUUUCUAUGAGAAUGGUAUUUCCAUUUAAAUCAUUUAUUAAGCAUUUUGUGGAUUGGAUCUCA
Malania oleifera is the source of this 1363-nucleotide messenger RNA. RefSeq names its product mediator of RNA polymerase II transcription subunit 15a-like. The record is from RefSeq and is a predicted model, not a curated record. The transcript is spliced from 4 exons. The coding region runs from base 404 to 910 and encodes 168 amino acids. Lineage: Eukaryota; Viridiplantae; Streptophyta; Magnoliopsida; Santalales; Ximeniaceae. Gene Ontology annotation, molecular function: chromatin DNA binding; transcription coactivator activity. Gene Ontology annotation, biological process: regulation of DNA-templated transcription.